Lycium ferocissimum is the source of this 523-nucleotide messenger RNA. RefSeq lists its product as uncharacterized. Gene Ontology annotation, molecular function: translation initiation factor activity; RNA binding. The coding region runs from base 1 to 510 and encodes 169 amino acids. The record is from RefSeq and is a predicted model, not a curated record. Lineage: Eukaryota; Viridiplantae; Streptophyta; Magnoliopsida; Solanales; Solanaceae. The transcript is spliced from 4 exons. Gene Ontology annotation, cellular component: nucleus. Gene Ontology annotation, biological process: translational initiation.
AUGGGAGGAGGAAGAAAGAAUUUGAAAAGGGCAAUUGAGGAAGACAAUUUUAGCCUUGAAAAGGGUCAAAGCAUAAUGCAGGUUGUUGACCUUAGAGGUUCCAACCUUAUUCAAGUAAUGGAUGCCAAAGGUGAGCAUUCAUUAGCAAUAUUUCCAGCUAAAUUCCAGAAGAGCAUGUGGAUUAAACGAGGAAACUUUGUUGUGGUUGAUGAGAGCGGGCGAGAGGAAGCUGUUGAAUCAGGCAGAAAAGUGGGAUGUGUUGUUACAAAAGUCCUUUAUUAUGAACAAGUUCGCGUGCUUCAAAAGUCUCCAGAAUGGCCAGAGAUCUUCAAAUCCAUAGCAGUAGAGAGUUCAAAGCAAGAUCUACUAUCACACAGUCACCAAAUCGCAGAGAAUGAAGAUUCAAGUGAUGAUGGUGAUGGGCUUCCUCCUUUAGAAGCCAAUACAAAUAGAUUAAAUCCUUUUCAACCGGAGUCCGAGACAGAAUCUGAUUCAGAUACUGAUUCUUGAUCAUGGCACCAUA